Tuber aestivum (summer truffle) is the source of this 2620-nucleotide messenger RNA. The record is from the annotation of a GenBank genome assembly. Lineage: Eukaryota; Fungi; Ascomycota; Pezizomycetes; Pezizales; Tuberaceae.
AGGUGGAUCGUGGAUAGUUGACUAAAUAUGGUGGACAGUCCCGAAAGGGCUCCACCCAGCACACUUCGCCCUUCAGCAAGAGGAAAAUAUUCCAGUCAUAUGAUAUCACCAAACUAUAUAAUAGCUCCCAGCCGAAGUUCCUCCCAAUUCAUCAUGAAUUUGACCCCUUUCCCCCCCGCUGAGAGCAGGCUUCUAAUUGACCACCGGAGAACCCAUCGUGAUCCACAACUGGCCUACAUUCCCUCAGUCUGCUCGAGUAUCCGUGCAGGCAAAUGCAGUACCUCGGAGCUGCAGGCCAUAACCUCUCAGAGCACAGUGUAUCCUCGGCAUUCGGCGCACACCACGAACCGCAUGCCGCAGAUCGCGUACGGCCACUCGCGGAGAAAACAAUAACUGUGUUGCGGGUUAAGUGUGCGAAGCGAGAUAUCGAGGGGAGAGAGGGUAGGGAGUGUGGUUUUUCUAUGUCCUACCCUCGUUAUAUGUGCCAUAGGCAACCGUACUUAUACCCACGGAAGGCCGUGCAUAUACUGUGAUAUGAGUCCCCGAUGUUCCAAGCUGAGCGUUCUUUCAUCACGCUGAAGCAACACUUUGGACAGAUUACGGUUCCGGGAUGCUCAAAGCGGUUCCGGGGGGGGGAUGCCUGAGUGGGUGAGCCCAUCGACUGGAAGGGUUCGGGUCGCAAAGAUUUAUCGACGGAUCCCCAAGGGCCGGAGUCGGACCGGAUGUGCUUCGUGUGCUCCGGAUAAUGCGCUCCAGUAUGGUGGAGGGACUCUCGUUGGAAAAAUGGAUGAUCGGGGUGGAGUGAUCCGAAAGGGAUGACCGGUGUCGUCGAGCUCGAGAAGACGGGCGACUCGUAGAGAUCGUAAGAAUAUCCGAUAACCCCACGAAGCGACCGAGCUUUGUGACGACAAACCUCCUCAAACGCCCUGUCAUAUCCCCCGGGUCCAUAUCAUCGCAUUAUCAUACAUCCCAUGAUCAGCAUCACCCGACGAGUACGGUGUCCCAUCAACCUCCGCGUGCACGGAAAGAGUAUCUCUCCCCGAAAUCCGGAACCUCCUCGGUUAAACUGCUGCCCAUUACAUGCACAAGCCUUCCCUUGCGGGAAAAGUCGCACAAACCCAAUGCAUUUCCCCGCGUUGCGGGGUCGUGGGGGCCCCCCAUCGCCCUACUACAAGUAACUUACCAACUCCCACACGUAAAUUCCAGCAUAACCAGCAAUUCGCAAUGGCAACAAUCUACCGCCCAAACGACGCUUCGCUUUCACCGCUAUCCUCAAAGACGAUAUUGUUCGCGGGAUACGGAAACCAAGCGCGCUCCCAGGCGCUCAAUCUCCGCGAUACGUUCGCCUCGAGCCCCGACGUUUCCCCUCCUAGGAUACUGAUCGCUAAUCGUGCGGAUUCGUAUCACGAGACUGCGAUCGCAGAUGGGUUUUCCGUGACUGGAUUCGCGGAGGGGGCGAAGGAGGCGGAUGUGGUGUUCUUGCUAGUGCCGGAUCAGGUUGCACCCGCACUGUACAAUUCUGAGAUAGGGCCCAACUUGAGGGCGGGUGCGUUGGUCGUGGUAGCCAGUGGGUUCAACGUGUUUUACAAGAGGUUGGAGAUUCAGGAUAUUGAUGUCGGCAUGGUCGCGCCGAGGAUGAUUGGUGCGGGGGUUAGGAGCAGGUUUCUGGAGGGGGGAGGAUUUCCGUGCUUUGUUUCUGUUGAGAAUGUUUGUGUUUCCUUCCUUCUUGCACAUAGCUUUGAAACGGUGGGGCUGAUGGAGGGGAUGGUAUAGAAUUCUAGUGGAAGGGCGCUGGAGAUGGUCCUGUCCCUCGCUUUGGGCAUAGGGGGACUAACGGCCGGUGCUGUCGAGUGUUCCGCUCGCGACGAGACGCUCAUGGACCUAUUCGCCGAGCAAGCAAUCUGGCCGAGUAUUAUCGUCGCGUUUAGAGAGGCGUAUUCAACUGUUCUCCUCCACCCCCCUCCACCUUCACCUCCGGCUUCUGCUGAUCAUCAUAGUUGAAAAAACUCGGCUGCUCGGACGAAGCCCUCGUUCACGAAUUGUGGCUGAGCAAAGAGCCCGCAGAGGUAUUCGAUAAAUGUGCGGAAGACGGCUUCACCUCGCAACUAAAAUACCACAGCACCGUCAGCCAGUACGGCCAACUCAGCACCAGUCUGGGCAUGGAUGUCACCAAACUGCAAGAAUUCUUCAAGAAGGUUGCUGGUAGGUUGAGCGCCAGACCGGCAGUGGGCCGACUUUUGGCGGCGGUGGCUUACGGGUACUGGCAUUAAUUUAGAAAAGCGAAUUCUGGGCGGUGAGUUUACGAAGGAGUUUACCGACAUUGACAACGAGGGGGGCGGAAACGGGUUCGUUUUUGCUUCUUUCCCUUCCACGCGCGAUGUUAUAUUUUGGCCAAAAGCACGCUUCUAACAAAUUUUCGUCACGAAUAGGAUAGAGAAAAAGCUCGAAGAGUUGUACGCCGCAGCGUCGACGUCGGAGUUGGCGGCGGGCGAGAAAAGGGUCAGGGAGAGAAUGGGAUUGGACAAGGUUUGAUUACCGGUAAACCUUGAUCUUGGCCGUCAGGCCGAGUUAAUUCCCGAGCAAAUUUCAUGAGUCAACAAAUUCAAUGCCAUCCAUCCAU